Messenger RNA from Arctia plantaginis, 1263 nucleotides. Lineage: Eukaryota; Metazoa; Arthropoda; Insecta; Lepidoptera; Erebidae. The record is from the annotation of a GenBank genome assembly.
AUGAUAGCAUUAUGGUAUGCCGGCUUUUAUGUACUGGUGACUGGUCUUACGAUGCAGGCACAUCUUGUACACCUUCUGUGCCAGUUCAUGGUACUGGUAGACUGUUUUGAAAAUCUGUUGGAGGACUGCAGCGCGAAUUUCAUAGGUAUCAACGAAUGCGAUUUAAUUCACAAUAAAGAGUUUGCAGAAAAUAUUACCAAAAGACUUGGCAACUUAGUGAAACAACAUCAAUUUAUUUUAAGCCUCACGAGGGACUUAAAAGCCGUCUUGAGCGUUCCAAUGCUAGCCCAGUUAGCAGUCACUGGCUCGCUGGUAUGUGUUGCUGGUUAUCAGGGAGCCACGACUUUUGACCAAGGUGUAGUCAAAGCUUUAAUGAGCAUAAUAUUUUUAGUAUACAAUAUAUUUGAGCUUUACAUCGUUUGUAGAUGGUGUGAAGAAAUCACUACCUUGAGUUCAAAAUUAGGUGAAGCAAUAUACUGUUCUGGUUGGGAGCGUGGUGUGUCCCAGAUCCGUGGCGUACGGCCCACCAUCUUGAUUGUGAUGGCUCGAGCCCACAAACCUCUAUACUUCACAGCAGGAGGAAUGUAUAAUCUUACCGUUGAUUCUUUUGCCAGAUGCAGGAUGUUCACCAACAUGAUGUGCACGGAUGAUCUUAUAAAGAUCGCUGUCAUUAAGGGGCCUAAGGCCCUAACCCUCAGCGGACUUAAUAUGGCUGAUGAUGUCAAAUCUGAUGACCGCAAUUUUUUACAAAGGAUUGCCAAUAAAUCAUUUUACAACAAACUGGCGAUAUCUAUGGAUUCGCCAUACUUUGAUACAUCAACGGAGAAGCGAAAAAAAUUGGUCAAGGCUUGGGCACAGACGAAUGAGACAUAUUUGAAACUGCUUCUCUUCCUAGGAAAUAGUACACUUAUCACUUGGUUUAUAUACCCUCUGUUAGAUGACGUCGAAUACAACUUGAUUAUCGAUGUCCACGUACCCUUUUACUACAAGACUCCUAAGCUGUACCCAAUCGUGUACAUCAUGGUGGUGAUAGCAUUGUGGUACUGUGCAUAUUUUGUGAUGGUGACAGCUUUGACUACACAAGCGCAUCUCAUACAUCUUUUAUGUCAAUUCUCUGUACUGACAGACUGCUUUGAGAACGUUUUGAAUGAUUGCAGCAAAGACUUUGCCGUUGGUCAAAGGAUCAUACAGCACUCUAACAGUCCUGUUACGAUUUCGUCAUACUUAGAUUUACGACGAUUGCACAUUGCUGCGGAACAGUAG